Molecule: messenger RNA, 1407 nt
Organism: Sparassis crispa
Lineage: Eukaryota; Fungi; Basidiomycota; Agaricomycetes; Polyporales; Sparassidaceae
Product: 6-methylsalicylic acid decarboxylase atA
Exons: 9
Coding region: 1-1407 (468 amino acids)
Biological process (GO): secondary metabolite biosynthetic process
Molecular function (GO): FAD binding
Source: RefSeq, a predicted model, not a curated record
AUGUCGAAUUCACGCCCUCCAGCUGCCAAACCCAAGUUUCGGGUGGCCAUAUGUGGGGGUGGGAUGGGAGGUCUCGCACUUGCCAGCACCCUCGGCUGCUAUGCACAUCCGGGAUUUCCGCUCGAGGUGCAUCUGUACGAAGCAGCGACAGAGAUCUCCACGGUCGGUGCUGGGAUCUCCGUCUGGCCGCGCACAUGGAGAAUCCUAGAACUUCUGGGACUGCGUGACCAGGUUGCACGUGCCUCGGUCGAACCACCGACGGCGAAAGAGAAGAUUGGCUUCACUUUGAGGAAGUCAGAUCGGUUAAAUGAUCCGUUCAUCUUUCACGAAUUAAUGGUGCCCAAUGGCUCUACGACGAUGCAUCGCGCGGACAUGGUUGACAUCCUCAGGAGCAAUGUUCCACCGUCCUAUUCGAUCCAUACGUCGAAGCAGCUCCUUCGGUAUUCCGAGGUGAUAGACGCACAGAGUGGCCAGGCUGUUCUCAAAUUGCAUUUCCUCGACGGUUCAACGGCGGAGACGGACGUAUUGAUUGGAGCAGAUGGCAUACAGUCCGCCACCCGUGCCUCGCUCUAUGACAUCGCCCAUGCACGGGAAUGUGCUCUUGGAGAGGACAGAAGUGCCUGCGCACGGUGUGCUGCUGCGACUCCGAAAUGGAGCGGGACCCUUGUAUACCGGUGUCUCAUUUCUACUGAGAAGCUGAGAGAGAAGAACCCUCAGCACAGUGCCACAGGCCUCACGCUUUCGUACUGCGGGAAAGGAAGGCAUAUUAUAACGUAUCCAGUCUCCCAAGGGCGACUCGUGAACGUCGUUGCACUUUAUACCAUUCCUGGAGCAGAAGGGAAAACAUACCAUGAGGAAUGGGUUCAAAACGUAUCCAAGGAAGAAAUCGUGGAGAAAUACGUCGGAUGGGAGCCAGAAGUCCAAGAGCUGCUUCAGUGCGUGGAAGCGCCUUCGCGAUGGGCCAUUCAUGUCAUGGAUGCCUUGCCAUUCAGCGUUGCGAAUAAGGUGGCGCUCCUGGGGGACGCGGUGCACGCCAUGAUGACUCACCAAGGCUGUGGGGCUGGCCAAGCUAUCGAGGACGCAUACAUCCUUGGUCGACUUCUUGCGCACCCGCACACGACUCUGGCACUGGUGCCCGACGUUCUACGAAUCUAUGAGAGUAUUCGACUUCCGUUCGCCAGCGGCGUUGCUUGGACAAUUCGAAAUACGGGGCGUCUAUACGAAUUCAACGCGCCAGGGCACUAUGAUGGAACGGCGCCCAAUGAGGAGGCAGACAGACUGCAGCUGCAGGCUCUCGGUGAAGUCGUUCGCGAGCAGUGGAAGUGGCAAUGGCAGGAACCGUUCGAUCUGCAGUGGGAGCAGGCAGAAGCGGCAUUGGAGCACCUGGUUCGAAAGGAAAUUAGAUAA